AUGUCAGGUUUCCCAUCUCUCCAGCCCGCUUUCACAGUCCGCGUCGACAUCGAUGCGCCGAUGCAAGUUGGAGGCCAGCAUGGCGCACAGCUCGUCAUCGUUCCGAUGGUUUCUGGUACGGUGAAGAGUGAGGAGGGCUUUGAGCCGAAGUUGGAUGGAGAACUACAUGGCGUUGGCUACGACUACAUUCACAAUGAUGCCGACGGCGGAAACAUGCGCUUGGACGUGAGGAGUCAAGUCAAGAACCAUGACGGCACGGUUCUGGCAAUGUAUUAUAAAGGUACUGUGAAGCUCACGCAGGGAGUCGGCAAAGUGCUGUCUGGUGCUCCCGAUGCUAAGACAACCGACUAUGGCGAUUCAUUUGUCAACUUCUCCUUUGAGACGGGGAAUGAGAAAUACAAGGAACUUCAGAAUGGAACCUAUGUUGCUGCAGGCCAUUUCGUAACGGGUGAAGGCAAGCCGGGCGUUGUGGUGGAGUACAAGGUCAGUAAGGUUGUGUACAACGCCAGCCAGGGCAAAAUGGUUACUGUGGGAAUAUCGCGAUCCUCGUACUUACUGACUGUAUCAAAUGCCUGUAUCGGUUCCCCGUUCUCAUGUCUUGACCCUCUUUUGCUAGUGCGUGCUGAACUGCCUUUACCUUGUCUCCUCAAGCCACCUCGCAGGAUCGCUGACAUCUGUGACGCCCAUUGCAAGCUCACCAGUAGGAUGCCUGCGCUAUCGCAGCCUCUGAUGGGUUCGGCAAACCGGUACACUGCGGCCAUGUUUGAUAAGCAUUACGAGGAUGAAAACUAUUUCGGAUUCGAGACGCUUGUUGACCCCAAUACCUACAACAUCCAGGUCAAGGCCUACAUGGACAAGAACCGAUGUCGUCUUCAAGAUUACAUGGUCUUAGUUGGCACAUACCACACUCACUUCGGACGCCAAAAAGUAUGGGCGCGGCCCACGGGCCUGGAGGUUGAGUAUUACCACGGCUUGCCGGAAGCGCUCGAACUUGCACGAGUAGAUGAUCUGUUCGAAAAUCGCAUCUACUACGUCCCGCCGUUCAGCUACAUGUCCACCUCUCAGAACACGCGUAUGAAGAAGGAACGUCUUUACGGUAUGAAGGUAGUUGAGACAGUUGUCAACGCCGUCUUCCUGAAGCAAGGCUGGCUCGUUCACUUCGAGGUCGACUCUGAUACAGAUGCGCUGGAAGCUUUCAAGCAUGCAUGUAUCAACUAUGAGCCGAGGAAGAUGGAGGCUGCAGACAAGGCCAAGGUUAAGAAAGAGAAGGAGGACUUGAAUGAGGAGUAUCAAGCUCGCGCUUGGGGUCGUCAGAACAAUCAUUGGGAUAGGGGAUCAUCUUUCUCCCAUGCCAACGGCCAGGACAGAUACUCUCCAGGAGGACUACCAUCUCCACGCGUCAAGACUGAGCCUACGGAUGAGAACAGCGGUCUUUUCCAAACCCCAGACAUUCCCAAUCGUGGUCCGCAAACCCAAGCUGGUUUCCCCACUCGAAAGGGUGAUACACAAACACCCGGUCUUUCACAUUCUCCUAUACGCCGCCCUCCGGCUCCAACCACUCCACGUCGCCGCCAGCCACCCACAUAUGCUCAGACACAGGCUUACGAGGCUGACCUCCGUACACAACUACAGCAAGCAAACCGUGCUCGCGAACAAGAUCGUACACAGCUACGGCAGGCGGAGGAGAGGAUCAAAGAGCUUGAGGGCAUUCUCAUUGCCAUGGGUGGAUACUAG
Messenger RNA from Alternaria arborescens, 1734 nucleotides. RefSeq lists its product as hypothetical. Gene Ontology annotation, cellular component: RNA polymerase I core factor complex. Gene Ontology annotation, biological process: nucleolar large rRNA transcription by RNA polymerase I. The record is from RefSeq and is a predicted model, not a curated record. NCBI's taxonomy places the organism in Eukaryota, Fungi, Ascomycota, Dothideomycetes, Pleosporales, Pleosporaceae. The transcript has 6 exons. Gene Ontology annotation, molecular function: RNA polymerase I general transcription initiation factor binding; RNA polymerase I transcription regulatory region sequence-specific DNA binding. The coding region runs from base 1 to 1734 and encodes 577 amino acids.